Messenger RNA from Triticum turgidum subsp. durum (durum wheat), 426 nucleotides. NCBI's taxonomy places the organism in Eukaryota, Viridiplantae, Streptophyta, Magnoliopsida, Poales, Poaceae. The record is from the annotation of a GenBank genome assembly.
AUGGCCCGCGCCCGGCUGUCCUUCGUCCCCAUCUCCCUCCUUCUGCUAGCCAGCCUCGCCGCCGCCGCAGCAGCAGCUGCGGAUCCAGAGGAAGGGGACCUCAGGAUCAGCGUGCAGUACGCAACCGAGGAGGAGUCUCGGUGGCUUGACCGCUGGGCGGAGAAGUACAAGGCUCAAGGGUCCGGCGAAGGCUUCAAGGUCCAGCCGGCCACCGACGAGGAGUCGGCGCGUAUGAACAGCAUGUUCACCGGCGUCGGCUACGACGGCCACAUCGAGUUUGACGACGACCACCCCUUUGGCAGAAUGGUGGUGGAUGCCUUCCACUCUCGACCUCGUCCGUCCAAGCCGAACGAAAACGAUGAUCUGCAGAAGAAGAACCUGGAGGAGCCUCACUCUCGUGCCGAGCAUGACGUCAAGGAUCUUUAG